Bipolaris victoriae FI3 is the source of this 159-nucleotide messenger RNA. RefSeq lists its product as hypothetical. The coding region runs from base 1 to 159 and encodes 52 amino acids. The transcript has a single exon. The record is from RefSeq and is a predicted model, not a curated record. NCBI's taxonomy places the organism in Eukaryota, Fungi, Ascomycota, Dothideomycetes, Pleosporales, Pleosporaceae.
AUGGUGGAGGGUGGCAGGACUGCCCUUGAGCUUGGCUUCAAGUGGUUAGCGCCGUCUGUCUGUCUGUCUGUUGCCAGCACCACACCAGUGUUUACAGUAGAGAUUGACAUGCACACUCCCACGCCCUCGUGGACAGCAACGAGAUUGAGUCGACGCUAG